AUGAAAUUUUGCCGAUUACGUAAAUCAAGUUUGUAUAACCAAGUACUUUGUUUAGUAUUUGGAUCUUUGAUUGCCCUAAUAUCAAAUACUUGCAAAGUAUAUGGAAUUAUAAUCCAUGAUUUAAAAAUUUCCAUGUUUAAUGAUGAUUCAGCAUUAGCAUAUAUAUAUGGUAUUGGAGCAUUAGGUUAUUGUUUAUUACCUUCAGGGCUUUUAUUUUCAAAAUAUGGUUCACCUAAAGGUGUUUUACUAUAUGGUUUGCUAGUGACUUUGUUAGGAUACUUUUCUCUAGUAGUUUCUCAUAUUGGAUGCUUAAGUUAUAUGGAAAAUUUAAAUAGUGAUUUAUCUAAAACAUAUUGGGCUAUAUUGUUAUAUGGCUUAAGUAUUGCAUUAAUAUUACAGGGAGGUAUAUCUUUAAAUCUAGGUGCUUUAUGGACAAAUUUAGUUUGUUGGCCGACAUGUCAUAGUGGCUUAGUAACAUCUGUUCAACUUACACUUUAUAGUUUAGGAGGUUUUAUAAUGGCAGAAAUAUAUCACGACUUCUUUUUAUUAGAUGGUUAUAUAUGGCCAUUCUAUAUCUGCUAUUCUUCAAUAACCCUAAUAUUUGGAUCUAUUGGGAUUUAUUUCAUUGUAUUAACAGAAAAAAAUAUAAGAUGUCAAAAUAAGAUGACAUCUGAUAAUGAAUAUAGAGUAACAAUUGAUAAUAUUUCUAAUAUAAAAAUGGAAAAAAAAGAACAAAUAGAACAGGAUACAGUAUCUGAUAUUAAAGGAGAUAAUUUUACCAAUACAAUUUCUGAAUCAGAAAUAUCUAUUGACAACUCUUUUUCAGAAAUAAAUGUUUCAUAUAUAAAUGAUAUAAAUAGAACUAAAUCUUUGGAAUUUAAUAAUGAAGAAGACUUGAAUAACAAACUAGAUAAUAUGAUCAAUAAUUCUAAUUUGAAAAACGGGAAUAUGAUACCAAGUUUACUUAAAAAUAUAAAUUCUGAAAUUUAUUAUGACUUUACUCAUAAUGAUGAUCUUUGUGAUACUUGUAGUUCUACUUUAUAUCCAACAGAUAAUAAUAAAUAUGAUGAAAAAAAAGGAAACAAUUUAUUAGUAAUGAAUAGUAAUAAAUCUGAUAUAAUAGAUGAAAAGCUAAGAGUUAUAGAAUCAUUUAAUGAAUUGAAUAUUUCAGAUAAUUUAUCUAGUAAUUCAAAUAUAUCAAAUCUGUAUAUUACUGAUUGUGGAGAUACAUUACAUGGACUAAAACAAAAACUACAUCUAUUACUAAAGCUUGAAACUGUUUCAUUAAUUGGGAUGUAUUUAUUUACUAUAAGUACUGGACAAUUUUUUGGAGCUUUUUUACAAACAUUUACUUUUUAUUAUGUUCCAGGUUUAAGUCAUAAUACAGCAGUAAGGAUUACUCAAAUUCUUACAGUUGUGGAAUUAAUAGUUAGAAUUUUGGUGGGAUUUAUUAGUGAUAUAUUGGAAAAGCAUGAUAUGUUAAAGCGUAGUACUCAAACAAUUAUUUUAAUACUUACAAUGACAUUUUCUCUAGUUCUUAUAAAGUACCUCCAACCAGUUUGGAUAGUUGUGGUAUUUGGAGUUGGUGUUUCUUAUGCUGGGUUAUACUCUAUAGCACCUGCUUAUAUAAGAGCAAUAUAUUCAGAAACAGACUUUGCUUUUAUAAAUUCAUUUUGUUAUUCAAUGGUAAUACCUGGUAACCUUAUACUUUCAUUUAUUUUAGCUAAUAUGCCAUCUAAAUAUACUGCAACCUUACAAAUUGUAGGAUUCUUAUCAAUUCUUCCAGCUGUAUUAAUGAUUAUGUUUAAAAUAGAUGAAAUUAGAUCUAAUAAUAUUAAAAGAAAAAGUAUAAUAGAGAAAGAUUACAAUAUAGAAGUGGAAAAUAAAAAAAAUACAAGAUGA
This is a messenger RNA of Cryptosporidium muris RN66, 1902 nucleotides long. RefSeq lists its product as uncharacterized. The coding region runs from base 1 to 1902 and encodes 633 amino acids. Lineage: Eukaryota; Apicomplexa; Conoidasida; Eucoccidiorida; Cryptosporidiidae. The transcript has a single exon. The record is from RefSeq and is a predicted model, not a curated record.